This is a messenger RNA of Melopsittacus undulatus (budgerigar), 1868 nucleotides long. RefSeq names its product probable serine/threonine-protein kinase irlF. NCBI's taxonomy places the organism in Eukaryota, Metazoa, Chordata, Aves, Psittaciformes, Psittaculidae. The transcript has 5 exons. Bases 312 to 590 code for a protein of 92 amino acids. The record is from RefSeq and is a predicted model, not a curated record.
AAUUAUAACCAGCGUAUCAAUUAUUUAAAACUUUGUUAUUAAUGGUUAGUUCAUAUUUAAUAUGCUCCCCCAUAAUAAUGCUUAUAAAUUUAUUCUAAAUGCUUGUAACUAACAGUGCACAGAAAGAAUUAGUUGAAACUGAAGUGCAGUUUUAGACCACUCCUCUACCAAGGUAAUGUCCAUUGUGCUAUAUUUCAAGCAUAUUUUUAGAUCCUGAUGCAGAUGACAGCCCUUCAAAAGCUAAAGUUCAGCAUGUGGAUACAUCACUUAGUAAUGAAGAAAAAAAAGGCUGUAAAAUUAAGGAUGGAAGAAUGCCAGACCCUAGUCUAGAUGAAAGGAAUGUUCAAGAGGAGCAGGAAAAAAGUCAGAAAAAACAGGCAAAACCAGAAGAGAAGUUUGAACCUAAUAGAGAUAUUGAAAACAGCAAAGGCAACAUGGAUGAAGAGAGCAGCAAAGAUUACAACUCAGAAAAGUGUGAGACCACUAAACUAUCUCAGGAAGACAAUGAGGAAGUUGAGCAAGAAUUUACAGCAAAUCCUGAAGAAUUCACUAGUCAAGAAGAACUGUUGAGUUAUUUGCAAAGAUACUGAAUGAAGAUGACGCUUCAUUUAUCCUAGAAGUUACACAGACUCUUACAGAUGCGCUGGUGGAGUAUUGUCAGCGGGCUACAUCGAACAAAGUAAAGUGGAUUUUGGUUUGGUUUUGUUCUACUAAUCUGUAGAUUCCUUAGAUUUCUGUGACUGCACAUUUUUACUAUUGCAGAUAGCUUAAUUAAAAUUGCUGUUAAGACUGUAUUGUAAGUGUUGCCCAUUAAAUAUCUGAACGUUUGGAGUGAUGAUAGGAAAAACGUAAUCUUUUCUGUUGAGGAGUCUUAAUACUUUCUGUUCAAGUGUGCUUGCUUUUGUUUUUAGGCUUUCUAUUUUAAUAGAAGCUAAAAAUCUUCAUGUCUCUUUCCCCCAUACUUUUCCUUACAUCCAAGUUCUUCUGCUACUUUUGUCCCUUUUCAAUUCCAGCUCCAGCUCUUCUCAUCUCUGCUGGCCUCCCUGACACUCUUGUUCUAUAUCUCAUUUCCAUUCCCAGCCUUCACUUCAUUCACCACGUAAUCAAGCAUCUUUUUAAUACAGUUUUUGUUCCUGCUCUUUGAACUGUUCCCUUUAAGGUUUCUUUCUUCCUCCACUAUUAGAAAACAAGUUUUUCCCUACUGCAGGGGUUACCACUUAGGUUCCCUAUUCCUUCAGCUCACAUUUGGUUAUACCAUAAUCUCAGCAGUUUCCAUGCCUGGAAUUACUGUUUGCUCAUUCCCCCAUUGUCAACAGGGAUGGGAGGAACUUUCCUCGUGUUUGGUGAUCUAUUCAACAUUUUUGUCAUAGGAAACAUUGUUCCUUAUCCCUCUCAGCAUUUCUUGCAGAAUUAUCAGUGUUGAAGAGACUUCUCAUUGACCACAACAACUACUUCUGCCGCUAAAGCUGACCCUUUAAGUUAAAAAGUAGUUAAAAAGCUGAGGUGGAAAAUGCCAAAUGAGGGUAAGGACCAGCCAACAAGCUGGAGAGAAUCAGAGGUGACAGUCCAAGAAAAAAAAACACCAAACCACUGUAUUAUUGUUCUUUUGUCUUCAAGAACAUUUCUUAAUUCAGGAUUUAUUAUAAAGUUUAUCUUUGUUCCCCAUAUGCCAUCUUUGCUCAAUUGCUUUCUUUCUGCCCCAAAACUAGUACUUACUCCAUGCCUUAGUUCUCAUGUAUUGCUUUUUACUUCCCCAUUAAGCUUACUUUCAUCUUAUUCCUGUUGUUUUUUCCAUCUAGGAUUUUGCUGGUUUAUUCAUAUGGAAAGAAGCCUGCUACUUGUAGAAAAAUAAAAUGUUUUUCCCACAU